Messenger RNA from Paracoccidioides brasiliensis Pb18, 312 nucleotides. RefSeq lists its product as uncharacterized. The coding region runs from base 1 to 312 and encodes 103 amino acids. The transcript has 2 exons. The record is from RefSeq and is a predicted model, not a curated record.
AUGACAAGUUCCCCCGAAAAACGCCAACCGCUCCCGAAGCAACCACUGUCGAAACCGAAAUUGCAUUCUCGGCCUUUAAACCCCUCUGCCCAUGUGGCAGAUCUCCAGCUGAAAUCUGCCAAGUUAGCUGCUCAGGGCUCCGAAGGUGGAAAUGCAGAGGAGGAAGAGGAAAUACCAGUCAUCGAAUUUGAUUCUUCGAAGGCCCCACAACCGUUUUUGGAAGGGGAGGACGCAUUGGAAAGGGCGGAGGAUGCGUUUGCUCGGACGUUCAGGGUCUUGGGAGAACAACGGAGCCAUCCGUCGAUCCAUUAG